CAGAGCUUCUCAGUGGUGGAACUCGUCCAAAUCAUUCUUCAAGAUGAAGGCUUUCGCUUUGGCUCUCUUGACUGUGGUAUCCGUGGGCGUGGUAAUUGGAAAACCUCAAGGUCACCAAAAUAACUGCGACAGCUGGUGCAGGAAUAGUCUUGGUCAUUUCACAUGCUGCGACAAACUCCCAAAAUGCCCUGUUGAUGAUCGUGAACCAGGAGACUGCAACCGUCAAUUUUCAUUGCAAGCACCGGCAGUAGGGAAUAUACCAAUCGUUUCUGGUCCUUUUGAAUGCGCAGAUGACAGUGAAUGUGGAGAAGGAGCCAUUUGCUGCCCUGAUAAAUGUAUUGGACACGACGUCUGCAAAAAUCUUCCACUUUAACAAAGAUAGAUGUUCAAUAUGAUUUUCCAAAUUAGACUUUGGUUUUUACUGAUAAAGUCAUUAAUGAGAACUUGUUAACCCUAGAGUACUUUCAACCCUUAUAUUGCACUCUUGUUAAAGAAAAAGUG
This is a messenger RNA of Macrobrachium nipponense, 501 nucleotides long. RefSeq lists its product as uncharacterized. The transcript has 4 exons. Bases 44 to 373 code for a protein of 109 amino acids. Lineage: Eukaryota; Metazoa; Arthropoda; Malacostraca; Decapoda; Palaemonidae. The record is from RefSeq and is a predicted model, not a curated record.